Molecule: messenger RNA, 1719 nt
Organism: Exserohilum turcica Et28A
Lineage: Eukaryota; Fungi; Ascomycota; Dothideomycetes; Pleosporales; Pleosporaceae
Exons: 4
Coding region: 1-1719 (572 amino acids)
Biological process (GO): regulation of gene expression
Cellular component (GO): cytoplasm; nucleus
Molecular function (GO): mRNA binding
Source: RefSeq, a predicted model, not a curated record
AUGGCCGCUCCCCCAGACCUCAACGCCAUCCUCGCGGCGCUCGCCGGACGGCCUGCAACCACGCCAUCCCAGACGCCCCAGCAGCCCCCGGCCGCGCAGCAUCCCCCUCCGCAGGGCCUUCCGCCAGGCUUCCCUGGCGCAAUGCCCACUGCCACCCCGCCCACGAUGCCUGGUGGCUACAACUUCCCCCCUCCCACACACUCUGGCAGCCUUGACCUCAGCGCCAUCAAGCCCGUGAGCUCUGGCUCUGUGAGCAUCCAGGAUGCGCUCGCAAAGGCGCGCGGGUUUGCGGCUCAAAAAGGCCUUGCCCAUGAAGCAGCGCGUCCAGGUAUUGCUGAACCUUGGUCUGGUUAUGGUAUCCCAGCGCAAACUUACACGCCUCCAGCUUACCAAGAAGAUCCGCGACUCAGCGGACGCCAGCCCUACCGACGUUCUCGGUCGCGUUCGCGCUCUCCGGUGCGCCGUGAACCCGUGCGUGAAAGCUACAAUCCAUACCGCGACGAGCGCCGUGAUGAGCGACGAGGCGGCUAUGGUCGUGACCGUGAUCGCUCGCCCCCUAGACGUGACACCUUCUCUCCCUCGCAGCAGUACGGGCAAGCUCGUUCGCCGCCUGCUAAUGACAACUCUGAGGUGAUUCUGAUUGACUCGUCGUUGGUUGGUCUUGUCAUUGGACGUCAAGGUGAGAGUCUCCGCCGCAUUGAACAAGAAUCACAGACACGUAUUCAAUUCAUCAACGGCCCCGAAUCCGGACCUCAGCGCGAAUGCCGCAUAACGGGCAGUCCUGGUGCUCGUAUCAGUGCCAAGCGCGAGAUCAACCGUAUCAUCGAAGAAAAUGGCGGCAACCCUGCUCGUGAGACUGGCCGCAAUGCUAGGCCUACUGCCAAGACGGUUGGCCAGCAACAACCCGCGCUUAGAGAGGGUGAGCAGUCUUCGCAGAUUAUGGUGCCUGAUCGUACUGUUGGUCUCAUCAUCGGCCGUGGUGGUGAGACUAUCCGUGAUCUGCAAGAGCGCAGUGGUUGCCACGUCAAUAUCGUUGGUGAAAACAAGAGCGUGAACGGCCUGCGCCCUGUGAACCUCAUUGGAAGCCCUGCCGCUGCUGCCUAUGCCAAGGAGCUCAUCAUGGAGAUUGUCGAUAGUGACACUAAGCAAAUGGAAGGCACCGGCAGCCAGCAGCCACCAUCGCAGCAACAGUUCAACAGGCGUGAUAACUUUGAUCCCUACGGUGGUGCUGGUGGCGUUGGCGCCGGCAAGAUCAAUGACAGCAUCCAUGUCCCAUCUGACGCUGUUGGCAUGAUCAUUGGUAAAGGCGGUGAAACCAUCAAGUCCAUGCAGUCGGAGACUGGUUGUAAGAUCAAUGUUUCGCAAGCCUCUGGCGCUGACAUAGAGCGCGAGAUUGGCCUUGUCGGAACCCGUCAAGCCAUUGAUGAUGCCAAACGAGCCAUCUGGGAGAAGGUCGAUCAAGUGCGGGAGAAGAACAACUCGCGCCGACGUGACAACGGCAACCAAGACAAUGGCUACUCACAUCAACAGGCACCCUCCUAUGGACAGACUGCUGCGCCAGCGCAGGCCCCUCCAACGGCUGCACCAGCUGCGGGUGGUGCCGCUGCUGACCCAUAUGCCGUCUAUGGCGGCUACCAGAACUACCUAGCCAUGUGGUAUGCAUCCAUUGCACAGCAACAACAGGGCAGCCAAGGUGCCCAGGGACCUCCCGGCGCAUAG